Messenger RNA from Arvicola amphibius (Eurasian water vole), 3916 nucleotides. RefSeq names its product sialophorin (gene Spn). NCBI's taxonomy places the organism in Eukaryota, Metazoa, Chordata, Mammalia, Rodentia, Cricetidae. Gene Ontology annotation, molecular function: heat shock protein binding; transmembrane signaling receptor activity. The transcript is spliced from 3 exons. The coding region runs from base 334 to 1521 and encodes 395 amino acids. Gene Ontology annotation, cellular component: external side of plasma membrane. The record is from RefSeq and is a predicted model, not a curated record. Gene Ontology annotation, biological process: defense response to bacterium; regulation of T cell activation; cell surface receptor signaling pathway.
CCUGAGUGCUGGGAUUGAAGGCGCGUGCCACCACCACCUGGCUAACUCUGGCUGCUUGACAUCCUGUACCCCAGUGGAAACCCAAGAAUCCCAGCUCUGGACCAAAGCAUCCCUUGGUGCCUCCACUGAGCCCCUGGGUCCCUCAGGCAACGGUAGGAGUAGGAGUGGGUGGGGCAGGAUGCAGGGGUGGAGUGGGUGGAGCCAAGACCCACUUCCUUUCCCCUUGGGGCUCAGUCGGCCCCAGUCCUGACCAAGUCUCUGGAGGAGCAGGAGGUGCUCUCGCCCUGGCCCUGUGCCGCUUCCAUUGAACUGGUCCCAACUCCAGCUCUGGAGAUGGCCCUGCUUCUCCUCCUCUUUGGGGGCUUUUGGACCCAGGUGAUGAGCAACACAGAAGGUCUACAGAACAAAACGAUGUCACUCUCUACUCUCCAUACCACGGUCCCAAGUAUCUCAAAGGUCCCAAGUAUCUCUGAGGCCUUGGCUGUCGACUCAAGAGUCUCCACUAUGCCAGAGACAGUGGAACUUGAGGGGACUACCGACAUCUGGAGUCAGACCCCACAUCCACCUUCCCCAACCCCCUUUGUAACUACUGAAUUGUCUUCUGUUGGGCUUCCCACUGGUGACAUCAUAAACACCCCUGUACCGGAGCCUGCAACCUCCCGGGAAGUUUCCUACAAGACAUCGACGCAGCUUCCAGAACUGAGAGCCAUUUCCAGUGACCCUUUUGCCACCACAGCCAAUCCGGUGACAGACGGAACAGUCACAUUUACCUCUCUAGAAACCUUCAAAGGGACUAGUGCACCCCCUGUCACCAUGACAAGUUCCAAGGAGACCAGUGAGCCCUCUGUGGCUACAACAGUAAGCUCCCAGUCCAAUGGUCCCCCUGUCACCACGACUACUGAAUCUUUAGGGCUCUCCAGUGAGCCACAUGGACUCCUGACCACCAUAGCAACCAGUUCUGUGGCGAGUUCUAGUGCAGCUGGUGGCACCCCAGUCUCCAACAUAAAAAUAUCCGCAAUGUCUACCCCAGAGCCAGUAACCAACAGGACGCCACACGAGGAAUCAAGUGGCAUGUUUCUAGUGCCCAUGCUUGUGGCCUUGCUAGUGGUUGUGGCCCUUGUGACUCUGCUGCUGUUGUGGCACCGGCGGCAGAAGCGGAGGACUGGGGCCCUGACGCUGAGCGGAGGUGGGAAGCGUAAUGGGGUAGUGGAUGCCUGGGCUGGGCCAGCCCGGGUUCCUGAUGAAGAGGCCGCAACAGCAGCAGCAUCUGGGUCAGGGGGCAACAAGGGCUCAGCGGCCCUGGAGAGAGAGGGGUCGGGGCAGCGGCCCAUGCUCACCACUUUCUUCAGCAGACGGAAGUCUCGCCAGGGCUCUUUAGUACUAGAGGAGCUGAAGUCUGGGCCAGGUCCCGACUUAAAAGGGGAGGAAGAACCGCUGGUGGGCAGCGAGGAUGAGGCUGUGGAAACACCCACUUCUGAUGGGCUAGAAGCUAAAGACGGGGCUGCACCUCAAAGCAUGUGAGCAUCAGGAGGCCCUCACCCGACCUGCUCCCUAACCCUGGAUCCUGCUCUCAGCAUCCUGGCAGUCUACAUUUGUGCAUAUUUGUGAACUAAGUGCAUUCAUUCAUUCAUUCAUUCAUCCAUUCAUCCAUCCAUCCAUUCUCUCCCCCUUUCUUCCACUAUGCUCCUUUUGGAGCCAGUUGCUGAAUCUCCAAGAGGAUAAUCUGAGUUGACCUACAAUUCCUUCAAGGAUCCACCCUGAGAUGCUGGGAUCUGACAAAGAAGAAAUGCCAAACUUUGAGAAGUAUAUGGCGCCCCCUUCAGGACUCCCUUUUGCUCAGGGGCCAGCUUAGAACCUGGAUGGGGGCAUCUAGCUUGUUCUUGGUUGAACUGUGACCUGUGACUUUCCUCAGAGCACUCUGGCUUUGGGCUGGCUUGUGGCUGCUGGGGGAGGCUGCCAGAGAUUGGCUACUCCCCUUGGGGCAGAGGUGAGAGGUUUUAGCUCCAAGAAGCCUAGCACCUGCUGUGUCCACUCCGAGAUGCAGUUUGUGUGCAAGAUGUGCCGCUUAGGUGAAGGUUGUGAAGAGUACUAGUGAGUAGAGGCCGUGGGAAAGAGCCCAGCAGGGACUGGGUACGGCCAGAAUGAGGGAUCCGGUAACAGCCGAGAGCGCGGGACCCUCCAUCUCGCUCAGAGAGGGUCGAAGCAGCUGAAAACCUAAAUCUGUCUGUAGCCUUCAAAAGAAUGCAAACUCGGUGGGGACUAAGCUGUCAGAUGCUCCCCUCAAAGGCUCCCUCACACCGACACCCACCCACCCCACGCCCACAUGCAAGAAGAGGAGAGGCAUUAGCUUAGCCCAGCGCGGGAACUGGGCCGCCAACCACCCUGGUCCUGAUGCUUUUUCUUAACAGUCUUGAUUUUCUUGGUUUGUCUGUUUCCUCUUCCACUUCAAGACUGAAGUCCUUCCCUUUUCUAAAAGGAGUAAGAGGGAGUUAGAUGAGAAUACAGGCCCUGGGGGUGGAAUAUGGGUGCCAGGGACCCCGAGGGUCUGAGGUAGAGGGAGGGGACAGUUCCCAACUGUGCUGCUUCUGACCCAUCAGCCUCUGGUACUGGCAUGUGGUCCGAAGGUGGUUGCUGGAGGAGAUUCGCAAGAGGAAGUUGUUGAGUCAGAGGGCACAGUCCUUGAGAACAGGCUGACCUAUAAAAGGAGGCGUGAGUGUGGCUGUGCAUGGCCCGGAUGGAAGAGGGGAAGACGGAAAAUGGAGGCCCAGGUGGCUCUCCCGAUGAAUGGGGGGGGGGGGGGCGGAGCCAAGGCAUAGAAAGGGGCCCGGAUCAGCUCUCACCACAUCAAGCUGCCAUUGCCCCCUCCCUUAGCCUGUGGGGAAGAGGAAGGGCUGAGAUGGGCACCCGUGGGCCCCCUUGAACCAUUUCUACUGCUCACUGGGGGCCAUGUGGACCAACUUUAACGAGAUGGCAGAAACGAGUCGCAAAUGGCCGGUAAGGGACACAGCAGCUGUUGCGGUCGAUUUUGCCAAGCUGAGUGCCCUAAUUUCAGGUAUUUAGAGGAUAAUGUCACCAAACAAAGAGGUCAAGGGCUCUGACAUUUCCUGAGCUGUUUUUGGUUUUCAGCGGCAGGGAGAGAAGAAGGCUGAAGGAAGCGGGGUAGAGAUGGGGAAUGCCACCUAACAGGACUUCAGCUCAGACAGGGUCAGAAUGCUCUGAGCCCUAAAUUGAGUGACAGACAAAAAUGUCACAAGGGCACUAAAAGAAGGAAGUGUCGUACUGUUUCUGAAGAAAGAUAUGAAGGCUUCAUGUUUGUCCCAGGGUCUCCUCGGCCACAUCCCAUUUCCUAUUGGCUCCUGUGCCUGGCAAAAACAGGUGCUUAGUGUGCAGUCACAUGAAUGAAUGAAUGAAUGAAUGAAGAAAUAAGGCUUUGAAAUCUAGGAAGGGGAAGGUACUUUUAGCACAGGCACUAGAGGGUGUAUAAGUAAGUAGAGCAGGAGCCUUGGUGGGGCACAGAUGGAUGUCUGUCCUUCAGCUCAGCAGAGGAAACACAGUAAGCAACAGAUGUGGGAAGCCAGAGAGAGAGAGAGAGAAGGAGGGUAAACAGAUCAGGCAAAUGUAAAACAUGGUAAGCAGUUUCAGCCCAGCAGUUAUGAGAUGAUAGUGAAUGGCUCGUGUUCGUGACACCCUUGCCGUGUUUUCAGACGCUGUAAUGACCCCAGAAAUGGCUGCAGCUCACAUGGAAUGGGAAGAAGGAAGGCAUUCAUCUGUAAAUACAUAUCGUUCUCAUUUAUAAUAAAAGCUACAUCCCAAAUGUUUAGUGUAGUCCUCUGAAAGGUGGGGAAUCGAAGUGUGAUUUUCAUCUUACUUUUCUGUGGUUUUCAAGUUUUACACAAUAAAUGUCUUUACUUUUACA